GGAAGGAAAGAAGAAGCGACGACCGGAAAUACAUCUGCGGUUCGCAGGCUAAUCUUUUAUUUCACCCUCACUCUACCACCCACACGAUCGCACGACUGGCACCGGUUGGCACAGAAGCGAUAGCCGGAAGUAGGUCGACGUUCGCAUACUUUGCAGUCAACAGCGCGAGAUGGCGACCGAUUGAAUAUUUACUAUUAGUCGAAUCUUCAAGGAAUUGCUAGGAGCCGAAAGACCUAAAGACCUCUGAUCGAACGGUAAGUGAAAGCGGCGAAAUUUUCGCACACAACGCUGGCGACACAAUGUAAAGACUGUGAACACGUCGACCGACAGUCUUCACAAACACCCGAUGGAGUGCAUUUCAAGUCUUUCGAAUUGGCCAAAAUUUGGCUGGGCAAUAUACAACAACAGACUUUUGUUUAAUUCGCUAACUUGUCUCUCACCAAUAACGACACUUACUUUCGAUUUUCCAAAAAAACAGCUGCGACUUUGAGCUGGUCGAUAAAAGCGGAAGUUUCAUUGAAAGUGCAACAACCUCAAAUUACAAUGCGGAAGUCACUUUUACUUUAUCAACUCACUGAUAAACUUCACUAUCCGAUGGAUUAUAGCUUUAAAUUUUCUUCUCUUGUCAUUAAAUCGCAUCAAGAAAAGUACGUGACAAAGGCUUUUAUUUGGUGCGUGCAGUAUUCAUUCGUCAUCACGUUUGACAGCGCUUUUAAUUUUAAAGACAUAUAUGUUUGGUUAAUAAAUAUUCAAAAUUCCAGGGCCAACAGUAUGGCUGGCUACACCACCGACAACAGCCUUCUGAACUAAGGUGUGUAGCAGGCAGAAACAAGACAAGAUCAGAACGAGCGGCAACCUCGUUCUCAGUGUAACUCCUACUCGUCCCUCGUCUCGCUCCCGAGGGACGAGUACGAGUGGGAAAGAAGAUGACGAUACCGCUUGUCUUCUUUAGUGGCAACGCGUGGUUAUUAGUGAGUGUCUGCUCGCUUUUUGGCUGGUGGAUUUCGAUCGUUUUGUUGGCGAGACCGUGUACAUUUCGUUCGGAUCACGUGAUCCCAGGGCCUCAAGCAGUUCUGUCAUACCACAGGUUACCCACAAAAUCUGUGUGUGUAGGCGAUAUUAUUUUACAGUAAAUGUCCUGGAUUUACCGUUUGCCUCACCCAUAGCGAUAUAUUGCUAAAUAUGUACACCUACUUCAGUAAAGGUUACUUUGGGAAUCAUGCUUUGGUCUUUGAAAGCCAUUGUUUAGUGGUCACCUAAGCAAAGCUUUACAUUGUAUUCUGUGUUUCAAUGAACAAAUCCCCAAGCAAACUUUAUUGAAAUAGGUGUAUAUCAAAUCAAUGUUAAAUAAACGUUGAAUUACCUUACCUGUGUAUAUACUUUUUGAGCGAUUUUGAGGGAGUUUGAGUUUGCUUGAGUGACCACCAAACAAUGGCUUUCAAAGACCAAAGCAUGAUUCCUAAAGCAACCUUUAUUGAAGUCUGUGUACAUACUUAGCGAUAUAUCGCUAUUGGUGAGGCAAACGGUAAAUCGAGCACAUUUACUGUAAAAUAACAUCGGUUACACAGACACAGAUUGUAUGGGCGCCCUGUGAUCAUACCCCGCCUUGCGGACACCUCGUUAAUAAGGACACUUUCUAUGGCCCCCUCAGUGUCCGUAUUAACUGGGUUUGAUGGUACUGUUGCAAGUUACCGUCGCUGACCAGGAGCCCAUAACCCGGAGUGAGCAACUUCCCUGCGCUCGUGUCACGGCGUUUUCACGGACCAGUUUAUUUUUAGAACGUUUUUAGCUCGAAGUUUGAAUAUCUUUUAAAUUCCACAAACCAGUCAGCAAAACUUACUGACCUAAAAAUGAUAUUUUUUGCCUUUUAAAAACGUUUAGUUUUCCUUUGUGAUAUCUUGUACUUCGAAUGCGCUCAUAAACAUAGUGGAGAUUCUAUUUUCGCGGGAAAAAGUGCCUUAAAAUGUUGCUCGCUCCGGGUUAUAGGCUCCUGCGCUGACGUAAUACAAGGACCUUUACCUUUUCUUUUUAAGGGUUGCUUAAUGAGUUUUGGAUAUGAGGGGUCAUAUCAUGACUCCAAUUUUCCUUUCUCCGAUUCUUGAAUACAUUUUUUGCGACCUUUUAAAAGUAGCUGAACAAAUUAACAACUCAUCCUAACGCUUUUAUGGGUUUGUUCCCACAGGGUUGACCAACACUUGUAGAUGGAAGGCAAACAAACUGUUCAUUUCUGCAAAACUUAUGCCAGGCCCAACUGGCCGUACGAAGAUUGGACGUGCAUAGAGAGGGAAGUUGAUGUGGAGGACGACAGGCUCUCUGGUACAAAAUUUGAUGAGCCAAUGCCUGUGUCGGACAUUUCGACCCUCACUUCUGAUGAUCUUGCAGCUCGUGAUAGUACAACGUGCGCAGCAGAAAUAAACGUGUUACAGAAAACAGAAUCUGUAGAUAAAAAUGACCAAGACACCCAAGAUACUUCAACCGAAGCUCUAGAAAGCUAUGAGCCUGAUCACUGGUCAUAUGAUCUCUCUGAACCCCUUGACGACGACUUACCACUUUGUCAACUACUUCGGUUCAUGGAGCCAGAGUUAAAUUACAGUGGAGCCCAGAGUAAAAAGAUAUUUGAGGAGAUAAACGAGAUGAUGAGAAAGACGAUUGAAAAGUUAGAAUCUUGCUAUCUUGUUUUCGAAAAGUGCUCCCUUAUUCCAGUGGGUAGCGUCAACGAAAAUACGAAAAUUGGCAGGGCAGAUGAAUUUGACUAUGCCGUUGUUCUUCCAUACUUCGAAAGCUUCGAGAAACUUUUCCCAAUAAUUUUCAAGAAAGACGAGUCCCUGUUGUAUGACGACCCGGCUUAUGUUGCCCUCGUAGAUGAUAUUGCCUGGGGUGGUGAUACUAAGCACAUCAAAGAAAACUUUCAGGCAGCAAUGAAGCAAGUCUGGUCCCUUUACAUGGAGGAUUUUCUCCCCGAAGGCUGGAAACUAUCCGAAUCAACCUGCCAUGGAGACGAACAAAGCAUCGCGAGGACAGUCCAUCUUGUUCGUUCAUCGGAUGGAUUUAUUGUCAACAUCGACAUCUGCUUUUGGAUACCUAUUCACAAAUCAGUCCUUGAAGAGAAGGGCUUUGACGUUGAGCAAAGGGACUUUCUCUUGAAAAAUUGCCUUGACGGAGAGAUGAAGUUAUUCGCCUUGCUGCCUAAGGACCGUGGCAUAGAGUAUGCUUUGAACUCGCCGCGCUUUGCUAUGUCACUAAAGGAAAGGGAAGAGUUAAACAAGUAUGGACCGCUGAAUGGACGCAUCCAGUGCUACAAGUUUGCCAAAUGCAUUGCAAAGUUUUUUGUUCCUUACAUUCAGAAAAAAGAGAACUGCUCUUUUUGUUUAGACGGCCUUGUCUCUUCGUUUGCUCUUAAAAACAUAGUUCUCUACAUGGCAAAUAAUUACCCAGAUGAUAAGAUGUGGGCUGAAGAUCAACUUGGAAACAGAGUUUCUGAAGUGUUUGCCAUUCUCAAUUUCUGUAUUAAAGUUAAUUGCAGUCAAGUAUCGGCCUUUUUAACACCCUACUCUAUACCACUGCGCACGCAUUCAACCAAAUAUGAUUCUGGAAAAGGCGUGCUUAUAGAGAAGGGUGCUGACGGGCUUUACUAUGAGGAAGAUCACUGUCUCCUUCCAGAAGUAGAGAGAUUUGAGUCGUUAUUCACAAAAGACCUAAUUUCCAAGAAGAUUUUGCAGAAUUACUUCAGUUUUCUUCACGAAUAUAACUGGUGUGUACCCGAGGUAUUUGAUCGCUUGACCGAGAUGUUGACGGGUUUGACCGAGAAAGAUGAUGAGGAAAGGAGAGAAUAUGCAGAGAAUCCUGGUUGUCUGUGUUUCCAAACGUUUACAGCCGAAGACUUUGCACAAUAA
Molecule: messenger RNA, 3893 nt
Organism: Porites lobata
Lineage: Eukaryota; Metazoa; Cnidaria; Anthozoa; Scleractinia; Poritidae
Source: the annotation of a GenBank genome assembly